Molecule: messenger RNA, 2307 nt
Organism: Chiroxiphia lanceolata (lance-tailed manakin)
Lineage: Eukaryota; Metazoa; Chordata; Aves; Passeriformes; Pipridae
Gene: TBCCD1
Product: TBCC domain containing 1
Exons: 7
Coding region: 1-1755 (584 amino acids)
Biological process (GO): maintenance of centrosome location; maintenance of Golgi location
Cellular component (GO): spindle pole centrosome
Source: RefSeq, a predicted model, not a curated record
AUGAACGGCGGCUCCGGCGCAGCAGAAAAGGGCCCGUCUGGGUGGUGCCCGCGGCGGAACCCGGAAGCGGCGGCGGCGGCCAUGGCGGCGGAGGCGGGCUCGGUGCGGCUAUGGGCGCGCACGGAGCCGUUCCUGGUGGGCGCUCUGCCGGCACCGCCGCCCGCCCGCCUCGCCCCGCACUACCUGCGCAAGGCCGCCGCCUACGCCCGCGCCAGGGCCGCCCAGGGCUGUUUCCCGCGGCUGCGCUGGCCCCGCUGGCGCCACAUCGCCUGCGGGAAGCUGCAGCUCGACCGCGACCUCGCCUGGCUCUACUUCGAGCUUUUCCGCGGCCUCCUCGAGCCCGACCCACCCCGCCGCCUCCGCUGGGCCGAGGCGGAGGCCUCCUGUGCCAGCGCCGAGGAGCUGGAGCGGGAGCGGAGCAAGCUGUCCGUGGACACGCUGCAGUUCCUGCUGUUCCUGUACGUGCAGCAGCUCCACAAGGUGUCCCUGCGCAGGUCCCUGCUCGGCGACGAGUGGCCCAGCCCCAGGACCACAUCUCCCGGCUUUCCUGGGAAAUCUGCCGGUGGGAAUAAGAACUGGAAUGACCAGGAGCACCGAGCCUUCGUGCAGAGCCACCUCCUGGACAUGCUGGAGCUGCUGCUGGAGCCGGAGCAGCUCUCGGCCUCGUCCCACUCCAGCUCCAGCAGCCUGGUGUCCCUGGAGGCCGUGGGUGCCCUGAGCCUCCUGCUCGAGGGCUCUGUGGGUGCUUCCCGGGCGGUGCUGCCGCUCCACGAGCUGGCCCUGUGCCCGCCCUGCCACCCCCACAACGGCUUCUCCCAGGGGGCCAGAGCCUUCUCCCUGCCCCGGCUGGAGAGCUGGAUCCGCUCCUGCCUCACCGCCAACCCCUUGGGAAUGACCGCCUGCAUCCGGGCCGGCAGGAAGCUGGCGUGGGCACAGCAAGUUGAAGGAGCAACCAGGAGAGCCAAGAUUGCCUGCAGUGGCCGGGUGGUGCCCGAGGUGUCCCCCAUGGUGAUCAUGAGCCAGGUGUACAAGCAGACCCUGGCCAAGAGCUCGGACACCCUGGUGGGGGCUCACGUGAGGAUCCAUCGCUGCAACGAGUCCUUCAUCUACCUCCUGUCCCCCCUCCGCUCCGUGACCAUCGAGAAGUGCCGGAGCAGCACGUUCGUGCUGGGCCCCGUGGAGACGUCGGUGCACGUGCAGAGCUGUGACGGCGUCAGGGUCAUGGCGGUUUGCCACCGCCUGUCCCUGGCAGCCACCACCGGCUGCACGUUCUACACUCUGACACCCACCCAGCCCCUCAUCCUCUCGGGGAACCAGGCGGUCAGCCUUGCCCCUUUCCACACCCACUACCCCAUGCUGGAGGACCACAUGGCUCAGGUGGGCUUGGCCACUCUGCCCAACUACUGGGACAGCCCCAUGCUGGUGUGCAGGGAGAGCAGUGACACGGGUGUGUUCCGCCUCCUGCCCCCCUCGGACUUCUACACCUUCGUGAUUCCCUUUGAGAUGGAAGGAGACACCACGGAGACGCCGGGGGGGCUCCCCCCGGAGUACCAGGAGGCUCUGAGGCAGCGGGAGCAGCGGGUGCAGGUGUGGCAGCGCGCGGUGAAGGAGGCGGGUCUGACCAGGGAUCAGAGGAAGCGGCUCCAGACGUUGGUAGAAAACAAGUUCUACGAGUGGCUGGUGCAGACGGGGAACCGGCAGCAGCUGGACAGCCUUGUCCCCCUUGCCAUGGGAUCCAAGCAGGCAGCAGGAUAACAUCCCAGUCCUCAGCACAGAAGGGAGAGGAAGGAGCUCAGGGAACAGGCAGCAAUACCCCCAGCCCAGUUCUCAUUAAGACUUUGUGGCCGUCCUGCCUGGACCCGCUGGAUCCAACACCCAGCCUUGCACUGUCUGGCUGCUUUAGGAUUCCUGAUCCCUGCUGCCUUCCCAGGAAUGUGCUGUAGUUAUCCUGUUGGUGACUGAGAUGGCACUGGAGGAUGAUGAGUUGUGCCUUGUUGUAGAGCUGUCCUCAUGGUAGGUGUCCAUGUGUGCAGGUGUCCAGCACACCAGGGAUGCAGGGCCCUGGGCAUCACCUGCAUUUCACGGUACAAACCAGCUGCACUGCUUUUAGAAAUGUGAAAAAGAAGUGUUUGAUUUUUUUUUUUUUUAUGAAUGCAAUCUGGUAGGUUUUUUUAAUAUGAAGAUGGCAUUAAGUGAUGGGGUUUUUAUGGGAUGAACUUUUGUAAGCGCUGGGAUUUUGUGGAAUGAACUUUUGUACAUGGUUGCAUUGUUUUGACAAAUGUCAAUAAACCAGAGUUCUUGGAUAAA